Molecule: messenger RNA, 5048 nt
Organism: Dromiciops gliroides (monito del monte)
Lineage: Eukaryota; Metazoa; Chordata; Mammalia; Microbiotheria; Microbiotheriidae
Gene: SLC35E1
Product: solute carrier family 35 member E1
Exons: 6
Coding region: 20-1264 (414 amino acids)
Cellular component (GO): Golgi apparatus
Molecular function (GO): antiporter activity
Source: RefSeq, a predicted model, not a curated record
CCGGGCCCGGAGCUGCAGGAUGGCGGCGGCGGCGGCGGCGGCCUCGGCGGCGGCCUCGGCCGCAGGCGGCGGGUCGGUUAGUGGCUCGCGGGGCGCCGGGGCGCGGGAGGGCGCGCGGGUGGCGGCGCUGUGCCUGCUGUGGUACGCGCUGAGCGCGGGCGGGAACGUGGUGAACAAGAUCAUCCUGAGCGGCUUCCCUUUCCCCGUGACCGUGUCGCUCUGCCACAUCCUGGCUCUGUGCGCGGGGCUCCCGCCGCUGCUGCGGGCCUGGCGGAUCCCCCCCGCCCGCGGCCCUGGGCCCGGCUCUGGCCCCGGCGCGGCCUCGGGCACCGACCCGUUGCCGCCCCGCUUCUACCCGCGCUACGUGCUCCCGCUCGCCUUCGGCAAGUACUUCGCGUCUGUGUCGGCUCAUUUCAGCAUCUGGAAGGUGCCCGUGUCUUACGCGCACACCGUGAAGGCAACCAUGCCGAUCUGGGUGGUGCUGCUGUCCCGGAUCAUCAUGAAGGAGAAGCAGAGCACCAAGGUAUAUUUAUCCUUGAUCCCUAUCAUCAGCGGUGUCUUAUUGGCCACAGUCACUGAGUUGUCCUUUGAUAUGUGGGGGCUCAUCAGUGCUCUGGCAGCGACCCUCUGCUUUUCCCUUCAGAACAUAUUCUCCAAAAAGGUGCUGAGAGAUUCAAGGAUCCAUCAUCUUAGAUUGUUGAACAUACUUGGAUGUCAUGCUGUCUUUUUUAUGAUCCCAACAUGGGUUUUGGUUGACCUUUCUUCUUUCCUAGUAGAGAAUGACCUGAAUUCGAUUUCCCAGUGGCCCUGGACUUUAAUGCUGCUCAUAAUCAGCGGAUUUUGUAACUUUGCACAGAACGUCAUUGCUUUUAGUAUUCUUAACUUGAUCAGCCCAUUGAGUUAUUCUGUUGCAAAUGCUACAAAAAGGAUCAUGGUUAUCACAGUAUCCCUCAUAAUGCUACGCAAUCCAGUCACCAGCACUAAUGUUCUGGGCAUGAUGACAGCUAUCUUAGGGGUCUUCUUGUAUAAUAAGACCAAGUAUGAUGCAAAUCAAGAGGCCAAGAAGCAUCUUCUACCUGUGGUAGCUGGAGACCUUGGAAAUCCUGAUCACCAUCGGAACACACCAGAGAAAUCUCAGAAUGGAAUUCUUUUCCCUCAGCAUGGGGACUAUCACUAUGGUCGAACCAGUGUCUUCACAGAUCACUUUCAGUACAACAGGCAAAACUAUCCAAACACAUACAGUUUAAAUCACUAUGAUGUAUAGAAUAUAGAAGACAGGUAGAGACUGUUACAAAAUUCUUUUCCCCCCAAGCAGUAUCAGAAACUUCUGACACACCAGUGAAUUCAGAAUCAUAGAAUGUACUUUUCCUGCAGAUGGGAAGGUGCAUGAUUGUCAAUGAUACAAGCGUUAUCUUCUGCUAAACACAUUCUUAUGCAUGGAGCACCUUCCCUAGGGAUCCUGGAGCAGGGAGUAUACUUGCAGUGCAAGAGUUUGGGGUUCUGGUGAAAGGUAAACUGUCAGACUCCAGGAGAGGGGGAUUUUGGCUGGCUGUGUUAUCUUGGAGUUUGACACUGGAGGAUUGUGUUGAUAGGAAAAUUGUGGCCAGUAUUACUUUUCUGUGCUUAAUUUUCUGAAGCCAUGUGUUUCUAAGUUAACAUCUUUGUUUUCUGAAUGAAGUUACCUGAGAUCCUUUUUGGAAAAUUUAAAUUUCUAGAUAUGCUCUUCAUGGGUCGGCAUUCGGUUAUUUGUUGUAUCAUGGGCAAGGAUUGUGCCUGAGUGUCUAGAAACCAAAGUUUGCAUUGCACUACUUGAACAUGUCUGGGUCACGACAGCAUGGGUGGUAAAGGGCUUGGUUGGUAGGAAUUUGUGACCCAAUUUUAAUGGUUUCUAUAGAUCGUCCAAAAUUAGGGAUUUUUUUUUAAAUUUAAUCAGAGAAGGGUCAGUGCUAAAAGAAUUUUCUUAAUGACCAUGAAUAGUACUUCAGAUAGUCUUUUAAUAUAAGGAAAAGCUAAGUAGUUUCCCAAGGCAUUGUGACAAUCCAUUUGUGAUCCUUAACAAAUGUAAAGAAAAUGAAAAAUCAAUAGACUGGAUUUUCCAUCCUGUUUGCAUUCUGGGCACGCAUCAUUUGUUUUUGUUGCUGGGCAUGUUCAGUCCGAUUCUUUGACCUGAAAUUCUGAAGUUGCACUGGCUCACAUCCAUAGAAGGAAAUUCAUCUCCUCCUCUUCCAUUGCAGGAAAGAGCAGAAUAUUUUUCUCUCCUUGAUGGCAUCAAGUGGUAUCAGCAGCAAGGGGAGUAUCAUUGCAGAUAUUUCCUGAUUAAUAAAAGGCACAUAAGGAAAUAAUAAUUGGUGCUUUAAACAGCUCUUUCCCCAGGACUUGUAAUGUGUCAUUCUAUGAGGUUGAAUUGGGUGAAGAUUUGGCAGACAGAUGCUGCCAAAUGAAGUUUUUAUAGGAAGGAUUUUGCACUUUCUUCAGGUGAUUUUGUAAAUGUGUGUGUCUAUCCUUGGCUCUCUGACUCCCUCUUGAAUCUAAAGCCCUUUGCUUUCAAGUGUUUCAAAAUAAUGAUCUAUUGGUAAUCACAAACAUUUGCCUGAUAUAUUUCUUUAUACUGUAGCUACUUUGCAGAUUUCUGAGUACUGUAAUCAGGGGAAAACAGAAAGGAAUUCAAGGAUACUCUGCGAGUUUAUUUCAUUCUUUCCUAAUAUAAAUGAUCUGAGCUAUGUUGAAUAUUUUUAAUUACAUUAUUCAGAAUUAUGUCUCCCAUGUAGGAUGAAAGGUUAUUAGUGCACUUGGUUUUUUAAACACACAAAUGAACGAAACCUUUUGACCGGGAUUAAGAUCUUAGACCUUAGUUUCUGGGUAAUGAAAAUAACAGUGGAACCCCAAUUUAAAAACAUGGCUCUUCCAUGGAUUUGGUACUAUUACUUGUAUAAGCAUGUUCUGUCCUGUUCUUUUCAGCUUUCUAACAUUACUGCAUUUUGAAAAGGCCCAAUAGAACAUGCUUAGCCCAUGAGGUCAUUGUGACCUCAUGGUCACAAUGUAAACUUGUCCCAUGCCCUGGCCUUCUAAAGGAGUUCUGCUUUAGGUGAUGAUCUUUUAGCUCAAACCUUUGGCUUCCUUGUGAAAUACUGGUUGGAUACCUCCGUGUAUCCUUGUUGAUUCUGUUGACAUAUGUAUGCUACUGUAGGUUAGAGGUUUCAGACACGCAGCUUUCAGACCCAUGCAGCCCACAACACUCCUAAGUGUGCCUGAUCCAGAUUAAAAUGUAAUUGGGAAAUAUUUAACAAAAUAAAUAAAAAUAAGACAGAUAAUAGUACAUUUCAAAACCAUGUCAAUAUGUGGCCCCCAGGGAUCCUUAUGUGGAAUAGCAGCUUCGUUUCUCUCUGUUUGACACCCCUGCUAUAGAUAACAACCCAGCUUCAUGUCCUGUGCCAUUCUUGUCCUUUCAUAAAGGAUUUACCUAAUGUACUGAUGGCCUUCCUUCCUUUCUCUAUAUAAUGAGCGCUUUAAUAGAGACCAGGGCAGCAUUUGGGCUGUUCCAUCUUUGAUUCCUCUUUUUUUGGUACAUGCCGAGUUCUAUCACCUUUUCUGCUCAUACAUGGGAUAAAACCUUUAGAGGGAGACACACACUGUGGCAACUGUUUGCUCAUUGACACAAUCAGGAAACAUAUGAAGAAAUUACUUUUUCCUUCUUGUUUGUUAGACUAAUGAAAUAACUCAACUUCUUUUGUAUUCUUUUGCAUGAAAAUGAGCCAGUAUUGUAACCAACAUUUGAAUCCAUUUUUUAGGUUGCUACUUUUUUAUAGUAAGUUUGCUAGUUAAUGAAUAAAAUCAGUCAAAAGAAGCGAAUGAUCAGCUUUGUAAAGUCCCAGCACUGCUUCCAGUCCCUCUGCCCAGAUUGGACUUUUAUAUGCUGCCAAUUAAUUUAAAAUUGAUUGUUUUUGUGGCUGAGCUCUCUGUGUCUAAGGUUGAGUACAGUUACUACUUCAUAUCACAAGGCAUUACAUGAAAGAGAUGCAGAUAUUGAAAAGCACUUCCCAAAUUUCUUUUUUUUCUUUUUUUUUUUUUGUUUUGUUUUUGUGAGGCAAUUGGGGUUAAGUGACAUGUCCAGGGUCACACAGCUAGUAAGUGUGUAAAGUGUCUGAGGUCGGAUUUGAACUCAUAUCCUGAAUCCAGGGCUGUUGCUCUAUCCACUGCACCACCUAGCUGCCCCACUUCCCAAAUUUCUUAAUGAUGAGGGCUGGACCCGAAACAUGAAUUUUUUUUUUCUUGCAGCAGCAUUUGGGCAAUACUGAGACAUUUUUUGCACAUUCUAGUUAAAACAGCAAAGUGGUAUUUCUGGCUUUUGCCAUUUGAUCUCUUGAACAUAGUAAUCCAACUCCAAAAAACAUCCAGGUAAAAGAAAGUCUCUGAUAUAAUUGCAGUUUGUGUUCAUUUAAUUUUUCAAUGCAGGAUCUUAUGUGGGUGAGGUGAAACAGCUGCUAAAUACCAUGUGUAAAUUAAUGAGUGUCCCCAACUCUGUACAUCAGCUUGUAGCAGGUACGUACACUGGAAUGAAAAGACCCUGGGGGACAGUCAAGCAAAAUGUUCCUCAUCCUCCAAGGAAAGAAAACAAAUCUUUAAGAUUGUAAAUUUGCUCAAAGUACAUACCUUUUAAGCAGCACAUUAGUUAUGUUGAGGCUCUCUCUGAUAGUUUAAGAUAAUUUACUGUCUAUGUAAUUUUACAUGAGGAAGGGGAAACUCCUAUCACUCUAGGUAGUUAAGCCUCUGCAGCUUUUCCCCGUCUUCAUUUUAUUAUGUAUCUUGAUGGAGUCAUGAAAGAAAACGUUUGUUUGCCCUGGAAAAUAACAAGAUAUAGGAUAAUGAUAAUUUUCAUAGAGACAAAAUGUUAUUUAUAAAUACUUGAAAUUUUGCAGGCCUGUUUCAAUUAUGUUGAACCUGUUUUCCAGACCAAAAUGCUUCCAGAUUGUGUGUGAAAGUGAAUUUUUCCAUGUUGUGUAUGUUCACCAGUGGCAUUUACACAAAAUAAAGAAGCCUCCACAGGAAAA